AUGAAGGAGACGUCCACAUACCUGCUGAACCGCGCCAGCGUCCUCUUCGGCCGGCCUUCCUUCCGGAAGCCACAGGCGCAAGCUGAGCCCGAGCCGAGCUGCUUCGAGGGGUGCUUCGCCCGCUUCCUGGGCUACCCCAGCGGCAACACCAAGCAGAUUGCGGUGACCUACGGCGAGAGGAAGGCCCUGACCUCACUGCCCGCACCGCGUGAAUGGGCCGAGCUGCCCUCGGAGAAGCGCUCGGGGAUCCAGGUGGAGGUGGCCUCUCACGCCAAGGAGCUCAAAGGCUGGAUCAACCAGGACGCGGCGCUGGCCGUGCUGCCGGCCGGCUGCAGUGCCACCGGAGACGGGAACAGCGGCACUUCCGGGCCUCUCUUCCUCUUCGGCGUCUUCGAUGGCCACGGCCGCUUGGGUCACGAGGCCUCGGAGACGGCCGCUGCGCGGAUGCCGGGGCAUCUGAGCAGCCAGCAGACGCAUCCCUCGAAGAAUCCUGCCAAAGCCCUGGAGGAUGCCUUCCGCAGCACCGACGACGACAUCUAUGCCAAAAUGGGCUCAGACGUCGAGUACAGUGGUUCCACAGGCGUGGUGGUCAUGGUCGACAGAGGCCAGUCCUUGUUGACGGUCGCCAAUGUCGGAGACUCGCGUGCCGUGCUGGGACGCUUGGAAGGUUCCUCCUGGCGGGCCGUGCCGCUCACCACAGACCUGAAGCCGGAGAUGACCGAGGAGCGAGAGCGCAUAGAGCUCAGCGGAGGCGUCGUGAGUAGAUUCCGAGACUCUUCCGGUGAAGAGGCCGGGCCUUUCCGGGUCUGGGACGGGCCCUCUUGCGAGAAGCCGGGCUUGGCUGUGUCCCGCAGCUUGGGCGACGGCGCCGCGCGUAGUCUCGGGGUCAUCGCAGCACCCGUGGUUACCAAGCACAAGCUGCAAGGGCAGGACAAGUUCUUGAUCAUCGCUACUGAUGGCCUCUGGGACUCUGUAGAGAACGAUGAGGCCGUGCGGAUCGUUGCAAAGUUUCAGACCAUGCCCAGCAUCGCCCUGAAAGCCCUCACCGAGGCCGUGAGGCGGGCCGAGGGCGAUGAGCUGGUGGAUGACACCACCAUCCUGCUGAUCCACUUCCGUGAAGGCUGA
Symbiodinium necroappetens is the source of this 1125-nucleotide messenger RNA. The record is from the annotation of a GenBank genome assembly. Lineage: Eukaryota; Dinophyceae; Suessiales; Symbiodiniaceae.